Messenger RNA from Globicephala melas (long-finned pilot whale), 1266 nucleotides. It is a transcript of the gene OR10AD1, whose product is annotated as olfactory receptor family 10 subfamily AD member 1. The record is from RefSeq and is a predicted model, not a curated record. Gene Ontology annotation, molecular function: G protein-coupled receptor activity; olfactory receptor activity. Gene Ontology annotation, cellular component: plasma membrane. Gene Ontology annotation, biological process: detection of chemical stimulus involved in sensory perception of smell; G protein-coupled receptor signaling pathway. Lineage: Eukaryota; Metazoa; Chordata; Mammalia; Artiodactyla; Delphinidae.
AUGUCCCCCUUGUUGCCCAUGGCUGAGGGGACGCACGCAGCGGACUCCCGUCCUCAAAGGACGACGGGCAUCGAAAAGAGGGACGAUGUGGGGUCCCGGGACUACCAAAUGAGGUGGAGAAAGACUGGGCGCCUGGAGUGGGUGAAAGCCAAAAGCUCCGGUCUUGUUGCUCACCCCUUUCCGGUUGAUGGGUCCUCGAAGGUCACACAGAGGACUCCAGAGACUUUUGGAUCAUUUGACAUCGGGUGCUGCAGCCUGUCAGGGCCAAGGAGGCCUCCAGCUCUGCCUGUGACCUGCCCCGAGAGCAGCCCUCAGAUUGUGGAUACAGGGAAUAGGAGCACAGUGAUAGAGUUUAUCCUCAUGGGCUUCGAGCAGAGCUCCCCUUCCACACGGGCAUUGCUCUUUGUCCUCUUCCUAGCCCUUGCCAUGCCCAUGAAUGGCCUCAUCAUCUUCAUCACCUGGACAGAUCCCAGGCUCAACAGCCCCACGCAGUUCUUUGGCCACCUAUCCUUCCUGAAUAUCUACUACGUUCCUACCACCAUUCCACCUGGUGGAAUGCUGAUGCGGAUCCACCUGGUGGUCAAGACCUGUGUUGUCUCCUUUGCCUCGUGCUUGACCCACAUGUAUCUGGUUUUUGGUGUGGGUGUGGCUGAGUGCAUCCUCUUGGCUUUCAUGGUCUAUGACCAUUAUGUUGCUAUCUGCCACCCACUUAGCUGUGCCCAGAUCAUGAGCCAGCAGGUCCAUGUGAUGCUGGUGAGUACUGCCUGGUUCUUUGGGCUGAUCAAUGGCAUCUUUCUUGAGUAUAUGUUAUUCCAGAAUCCCUUCCGCAGAGACAACCACAUAGAAAACUUCCUCUGCGAGGCGCCCGUAGUGAUUGCUCUCUAUGGAGACCCCCAGUUUAGUCUGAGAGUCAUCUUGGCCGAUGCCAUUGUGGUGCUGCUCAGCCCCAUGGUGCUCACUGUCAUCUCUUAUGCCCGCAUCCUGGCCUCCAUUCUGGGCAGAGCCUCCUCCUCUGGUCUGGGGAAGACCUUCUCUACUUGUGCCUCCCAUCUGACUGUGGUCAUCUUUUUCUACACCUCAGCCAUGUUCUCUUACAAACCACACAGCACACAUGGUCCUGACAAAGACAAGCCUUUCUCUCUCCUCUACGCCAUUAUCACCCCCAUGUGCAACCCCAUCAUCUACAGUUUUUGAAAUAAAGAAAUGAAAGGGGCCAUGGUGAGGGCCUUUGGGAGGAGCAGCUUUUCCCAGGCAGAGUCUGUCUAG